GGUUAUUGAUUGAGCUUUUUGUUUUGUUUUUGUUCAACUAUCUAAUUAUGUCUCUUUCAUUACCAUGGCAUGAUAACAGAGAUUCAGAUUUUGUGGAGAUUUGGACUGCCCCGAUUGGGUGCUUGCAGAGAUCAGCAUUCUGAGUAAAAUAACGUCUGUUAAAAUGAAGCUUCUAUGCAUCCAAGUUAUCAAAGAUCUUCUUGGAGAUAGUAUUGAUUUUGAAAAAGUUUACAAGUUAACAGCAGACGCAAAGUAUGAAUCAAGUGAUGUGAAAGCCAGUAUUGCUGCUCUAUCAUUCAUCUUGUCAAGUGCUGCUAAAUACAAUGUUGAUGGAGAAUCCCUCUCAAAUGAAUUACAACAGUUAGGCUUACCAAAAGAACAUUCAGCGGCUCUGAGUAGGUCAUAUGGAGAUAAAAGAGAGAAGAUGCAAGAGACUUUUAGAUCAAGAAGCUUGAGAUUAUCCAAGUUUGAUUCCGUAGACUGGAGAGUAGAUUAUAUCCUCGGUUCAAGUGAGAUUGAGACAAUCAACGAGCCUAAUCUACAACUCAGACUUAAUCUAAGAGAUACAGAUACAAAUUCUAUCAAUGCCACUUCUUUCUCCAUUUCUUCUGAAAAAUUUAGAACCCUACUAAGUGAACUUCAGCAAACUUUAAAACUCAUGGAUGGCUUAUCAUAGCUGAGAUGAUGUUACUCACCAGCUACACUCUAUUUUAUUAUAAAGCAUUAUAAAUUACUAGAUGACAGUGGAAUCAAAUCAAAUGAUUGGUUGUGCUCAUGUGUGACCAGGUAAUUGUUUUGCCUAGCAAGUACAUUUACCUAUGACUGGUGGUGAGCGGUCAGAAGGAAAGUCUAAUCACGGUUAUUGUUUUGAGAUGAGGAUGGUUUGUCAAACAACAACGAUCCUUAUCAGUAUCCUGUAAAACAUAUAAUAAUAAUAAUAAUAAUGUGACUUAUAAAGCGCCAAAUCCACUCUGUAGAGUGAUCAAGGCGCAUAAAGAACAAAGAGUUACAUUAAAAAGUUUUUAGAAGAGGUAUAUAUGUCACCUUGUUGGGCAUUUGUAUAAUACUCACCCUUUGUUUCCUUUGAAAUAGUCCUGAUAUAUUAGAAUUGUUGUAGAACUGUUUCAUUAGUAGACCGUGCAUUACUUGUAUAAUUUUUACAUUUAUUUUUAGUGAUAUCCAGGUAUAUAAUAUGCAUAAGAGAAAUCAGAUGUUAAUGUGUAUAAGCUGCCUAAUUCCAGUGUAUGUUUUGCAUCAAAGUGCUAUAGAUCUUCAUACUCAUGUAAUUGGUAAAAGGAAGCAAGAGGGAACAAAGGUGAUAUUUCCUCAUUUUUAAUGAUGCUGAUAAAAUAUAAUGAAUUACCUUAACAUAUCUAUAAGUAGGAUGAUUGAUCAUUCAUAUGAUUGGCCUAGGAGUCAACAAUUUUUGGUAAGAUACAUCAGUUACUCUUGGGUGCAUAGGUCACUUUCUCUCCUUUGCUGUAGUAAGAAUGGAAAUAGUAAAGGGUAUUUGUAUAGCCCGCAUUUCCACCUUGUUAGGUGCUCAAAGCACUCCUUUAUUAUCCCAGCUAAGCUAGUCUAUCAAUGAGAUACAUGUAGUCUGUUGAGUAUUAUGAAAGAGUUCUUUGCUAGGCAUAUCUUUCUCCUAAUAGACCAGUUCGUAGUUACUUCAUGGACAAUUUUGGUCACAUGACCUUUCAUUUCUUUCAUUAUGAUAGGCAGAUUUCAAAGCAAGAUAUUACGUAAGCAUGCCUUACAUCGCAGGAUGAAGAAAUUGAAUAGACCAGGUGACUAGAAUAGCACACCAAUGAACACUUUAUAAAGGUAUUUGUUGCAUUCCUACUUUGAAUGCAUAUCAUAGCAUGUUGCACAAUGUACUUGGCAAACUGUAAAUACCAGUCGUUGUUGUUGUUUUUGGAUGUAAAUGAAAAACACAAUUCAAAAGAAUAUAUGAAUAAUCAAGACAUCAAAGUUGGUGCUUAUCUCAUUAGAUUUGAAACCACCAUGUCAUUUUAGUACAAAUGACCUUUCUCUGAUCAUGCGCAGAAUCUUUUGAUCAUGCGCAGAAAGGAACUACGAAUUGGCUUAUUUCUAGUUUGCUAUUGCCAUCCCCAGUUAUUUGCUAGCCCAAAUAUACAAAACUGUAGACAUGUCCCACCAUUUACCCCUCUAUUACAAUAUCCACUUUCAGUAUUUCAGUUUUCCUCAUGAUAGCCAUUGUGUUUUAGAUAAGAUGGUGAAUAACAUUGUAAGCAUUGGUAUGUAAGAAGUAUUCAAUACAAGAUUUUAUAGGAAACUGGUGUAAUUUUUGUAGUAUGGGUGUUAUAAUCUCACUGUUGAGUUUUUGAUCCAUUGAAUUUUAUGAAUUUGAUUAUCAUGGAGACCAUACAUUAGGCUUUGAUGAAAAUCAAUCAUGAACCAUUUUUAUGCCCCCGCAGACGAAGUCUGGAGGGGGCAUUAAGUGUUGCCCCUGUCCGUCCGUCUAUCCUUCUGUCCAUCGUUCCGUCCGUCCCCCCACUUGGUUUCCGCGUAAUAACUCGAAAAAUAUUUAAUGGAUUUUAAAAAUUGUUGGUGUGUAGGUAGAUGACACCAAAAUACAGGCUAAGUUCGAAUUCAGAGUCCGCAGGUCAAAGGACACAGCUCAUUAAAUAUGCGAGUUGGUUUCCGAAUGAUAACUUAUGAAAUAUUCAACAGAUUAAAAAAAAUUUGGUGUGUAGGUAGAUGACACCAAAAUACAGGCUAAGUUCAAAUCAGGAGUCCACAGGUCAAAGGUCACAGCUCAUUAAAUAUGUAAGUUGGUUUCCGCAUGAUAAUUUAUGAAAUAUUCAACAGAUUAAAACAAAUUUUGGUGUGUAGGUAGAUGACACCAAAAUACAGGCUUAGUUCGAAUUCGGAGUCCGCAGGUCAUAGGUCACAGCUCAUUAAAUAUGCAAGUUGGUUUCCGCAUGAUAAUUUAUGAAAUAUUCAACAGAUUAAAAAAAAAAUUGGUGUGUUGGUAGAUGACACCAAAAUACAGGCUUAGUUCGAAUUCAGAGUUCAAAGGUCACAGCUCAUUAAAUAUGUGAGUUGGUUUCCGCAUGAUAACUUAUGAAAUAUUCUACAGAUUUUAAAAAUUGUUGGUGUGUAGUAGAUGACACCAAAAUACAGGCUAAGUUCGAAUUCGGAGUCCACAGGUCAAAGGUCACAGCUCAUUAAAUAUGCAAGUUGGUUUCUGCAUGAUAACUUAUGAAAUAUUCUACGGAUUAAAAAAAUUGUUGGUGUGGAGGUAGAUGACACCAAAAUACAGUCAGGUCACAUAAAAUGACCUGACUGUCAUAUCUUCUGUCAGAGAUUAUUAUGGAAAGGGUGAGUCUUUAGGUCAUAGGUCUAAAUUUGUUCAUUAUAUAUAUAUAUAUAUAUAUAUGCAUAUUGGUUUCUGCACGAUAUUAAGUUCAAUCAUAUUGAAUGAAUUUCUGAUCGCUUUAAACGGGGCAUCUGUGUCCUUUGGACACGUCAAAUAAAAAAAUAAAAAAAUAUUUUUUUUGGGGGGGGUUCUGAUAGAAAUUAGCAAAUUUUCCCAAUGUUAUACAGGGCAAAUGAACUAGUCACCAGUACAUUUUUUUUAUAGCUGUCAUACUUAGUUUUCUAUCCAGUUGUAUACAACCAUUUCUUACGGUAUCUACACAUUUAAUUAAGGUGAUAACAAGUUCUGUUCCAUCUGUCUUCUGCUUCUAAAUUCUCUAGUGAGAUGAAAUACUGCAGUUUUGUUACAAUUAAGUUUAAUUUUUUGACGUAGAUAGCUGGGUUUAGGAAACAAUAUUAUGGUAUGUCGUUAUAAUUCUUACAUAAUUUUUACCUAGAACCGAUAAAAACAACAUUUAUCAUGUGAUGAAUCUAUAUCUACAAUGUAUAUGAAUGCUUCGAAAUCUGCAGUACAGACUUAAUACCAUCUUAAUACCAAUGAGAGCAAAAGUACAGUUUAAUUUCUUUUGACUCACAGCCAAAGAACAAAUUUCUCUGCCCCACAGUAAUGUAUAUGACAUAGUGCAAAUACGCAGGUCAGUAUGUUAUCUUUGCAUAUUGCACUCAUUUCAUCAAUACACUGAAACUAAUUGGAAACCAUAAGUAGAUGUUGGCAGUUUGAGACUACAUUUACUCAGUUACAUACCAAUUUUCUUCAAAUUGGUUAUGGACUUAUGCCAGAAUCGUCACUAUGAUUAUUCUUCAUGAAUUUUACAAAUACUAUACACUCACAAAAUAUCUACUUCUAUAAAUUUACAUUGCUGCACUUUGGAUAUUACUUCAAAAUUGAAAGUGUUCAGUUUGCAGACAAUGGCUUGCCGAGUUCAAAUUCAUUUUGAAAUAGAUAUUGACAUUACAGUAGGCUUUAGGCAUAUUGAUAUUUAAACUAGUGUUGACAUAUUGCAGAAUAGUGAGAAUGGUAUCUCAUACUCUGUUAUUUCCAAAGAGUAAAAAGUAUCGUUAUUUGCUUUUAUAAUGGCAUAUUAUUGUAUUAAUACUGUAAGAUCUUUACAAAGGAUCUGUAUAACAUUUGAAAUAUUGUAUAUGUACCUCUAUUUGUAUGGAAUAAAACAUAAAACAUAGAUUAGAUUAUAA
Lytechinus pictus (painted urchin) is the source of this 4596-nucleotide messenger RNA. RefSeq names its product COMM domain-containing protein 4-like. Lineage: Eukaryota; Metazoa; Echinodermata; Echinoidea; Temnopleuroida; Toxopneustidae. The coding region runs from base 164 to 676 and encodes 170 amino acids. The transcript is spliced from 7 exons. The record is from RefSeq and is a predicted model, not a curated record.